AUGGAUCCCGGGGGUAUGCGGAAGAAGGUGGCCGAAGCAGCAGCGCGCCUCAGGCUCUCCAAAGCCAGGAGGGACCUCGCGAAGCUGAAAGCUGCGAAAAAGAUGAUUGAAGAGGAGCGAGCAGAAGCAGCUGCAGAAGAAAGAGCUGCCGCGGAACUUGACAACACUGAAUACAUCAGAUGGCCAGCCUUCAGGACCAUGGAAACGAUCCCCGAGAUCUCUGAGACAAAGUCCGUUGAUAUACAAGUCCACGGCAUGAAAGCCAGGGUUUAUCUAAGCCGUCCUGACGAAGAUAUCGUGCCGCUGCGGUACCUCAAGAGAGCAGACAAAGAUAAGAUCGUCCAUCGCGCUGUCUGGAUCUUCCGCAACGCCAGAAAUGGACGUCGAGUCAAUCAGAAUAAAUGGCCUACCCUCGAGACCAUUUUCUUCGACGUCUUCCGUAACCUCAAGAACUCUCCUCAGUGGGAUAAAGGUCUCUUCGAGGACGAGGCAGGCAGUGCCGCUACCUGUCCACCAAACCUAGAAUUCAGACAAGCACGUUACAACCAAGACAACGUACUUCAUGCUCUCAUAUCCGAGUUGUUCUUUAACGUGGAUGUCAUGCACCCGACUUCAAAGCCUAUGCUUUGGUUCCACCUCUACCCAAAAGUCAUGGGAGAAUAUCUCGAAUAUUGGACCGGCUACAAAGAGAAACGUCAAGAUGGACCCUGUACCUCCGGCCGCGUCGUCGUUGAUUAUUACCCCGAUGCUAUGUACGCACGCACCGUCCUGCCAAUGACAACUGUCUGUAUAGUCUACUCUCCUAUCCAACCUCCCCCCAAAGACCAAACCCAGCCCACUAACGCACCCCCCCAACCACAGACUCUAACCGACAACCAACCUCUCCAUAAAACCCUCUCCCAAAACUUCCAACUUCACCUCGGCCAACUCCUAACCAACCUGCACCACAUGCACAUCCACCGCCACCACCUCCCCGACCAAGAAGUCUUCCUAAUCAACCUCCACGGCAGCAGACUUCACGUGCAACGCGCCAUUUUCCCCAGUUCCAAGAUCUCACGAAUCUACUGCAAGAAGUACAAGCCCGUCGACACUUCCAACACCGAACUGCACACUUUCCGCGCCGGAGAUGCCAAUCGUCGCUACACCGAGCAAGAUCUCGAGCACGAUAUAGAUCAACUUGAUUGGCUACACACUCUCAAAGAGGAGAGAACCGAGGCUCCGGACGAAGAUGCCGCUCCCGUGUUCCGCGUGCUCGCUAGCAAGGAAUAUGAUCUCUGGAAGAAGAGUGAAUGGCAUGCCGCGUUGAAGUUGUUGGCUGGCUUGAAUCGUUAUUUGAUGGGCGGCCGCGCUAAGUGUGGUGUCAUGCAGAAUAUGUUUGAGAAGUUUCCGCUGGAGGAGGAGUCGCAGCCUGUGGAGUCGUCGUCUGCGGCUAGGCGCUGA
Molecule: messenger RNA, 1440 nt
Organism: Aspergillus eucalypticola CBS 122712
Lineage: Eukaryota; Fungi; Ascomycota; Eurotiomycetes; Eurotiales; Aspergillaceae
Exons: 3
Coding region: 1-1440 (479 amino acids)
Source: RefSeq, a predicted model, not a curated record